AUGGGUUCCCUUGCCAAGGAGAUAGACAGAGAGGUGAUCCCAUUUGUCCGUGUUUACAAAGAUGGCUCAGUUGAAAGACUACUGGGUACUCCUUACAAAGCACCAUUGCUCAAUGAUCCUGUAUCUGGAGUCUCAUCCAAAGAUGUCACCAUUUCUAAAGUCCCUUUGAUCUCAGCCAGAAUCUUCCUCCCUAAACUCGAUGAUGAGCAGCCUCAACAGAAACUCCCCAUCUUGGUUUACUGCCAUGGUGGAGGUUUCUGUAUCGAAUCCGCCUUCUCUUUCGAUCACCACCGGUUUCUUGACGGCUUGGUGUCCCAAGCUAGAGUUGUUGCUGUUUCUGUGGAGUACAGGAUGGCUCCUGAACACCCUCUUCCUGCAGGCUAUGAAGACUGUUGGGCUGCACUGGAAUGGGUGGCUUCACACUUCGUUGAAAAUGGCAUCAGUGAGGAGCCUUGGUUGACGAAUCACGGCAACCCGGAGUAUUUCUUUCUUGGCGGUGAUAGUGCAGGAGCUAACAUUGCUCAUAAUGUGGCAAUGAGAGUUGGCAAAGAGGGCUUGCCUGGUGGUUUGAAGAUACUGGGGCUCUCUCUUACUCACCCCUAUUUUUGGGGUUCCAAGCCUAUUGCGGAAGACCCUUGCAAAGAGCCUGAGAAGGAUUUGGCAGCCAUGCUUUGGAACUUUGGGUACCCUUCAGCACCUGGAGGGCUUGAUAAUCCAUUCAUCAAUCCUCUUGCUCCGGAAGCACCAUGCUUGGCAGGACUAGGGUGUUCCAAGUUGUUUGUGAGCGUCUCGGAACAUGAUGGGCUGAAGUUUCGAGGCAUUCGAUACUACGAUGCCGUGAAGAAAAGUGGGUGGAAAGGAGAGGCAGAGCUGGUGGACGUGGAAGGAGAGGCUCAUGCAUUUCAUAUUUUGAAAUUUGAGACUCAGAAAGCCCAGGAUUUGAUAAAAAAGUUGGUUGAUUUUCUUAAGGUGGAAGGCAAGAAGGUAGAGAAGGAGGUAGAAAAAGAGCUAAUACCAUUUGUCCGAGUCUACAAGGAUGGCUCGGUUGAACGACUCAUGGGCACUCCAUAUGUGCCCCCAAUGCUUAAUGAUCCAGUAUCAGGAGUAUCAUCAAAAGAUAUCACAAUUUCGCAAAAUCCGUUGAUCUCGGCCAGAGUCUUCCUCCCAAAACUUGACGCUGAUCAACCACACCAGAAGCUCCCCAUCUUGGUUUACUUCCAUGGAGGAGCUUUUAUGAUCGAAUCCGCAUUCUCAUUCGAUCACCACAGGUAUCUUGACAGCUUGGUUUCCCAAGCCAAAGUAGUUGCUGUUUCAGUUGAGUACAGGAUGGCUCCUGAGCACCCUCUUCCUGCUGGCUAUGAAGAUUGUUGGGCUGCCCUCCAAUGGGUUGCCUCACACUUCGUUGAUAAUGGUAUCAGUGAAGAGCCUUGGUUGACAAAUCAUGGCAACCCGGACAGGUUUUUUCUUGGUGGUGAUAGUGCAGGUGCCAACAUUGCUCAUAAUGUGGCAAUGAGAGUUGGGAAAGAAGGUUUGCCUGGUGGUCUAAAAAUAAGGGGAACCUCCCUCACACACCCUUAUUUUUGGGGUUCCAAGCCACUCGGGGAAUCAGACCCUUGCAAAGAGCCUGAGAAGGAUUUGGGGUGUAAUGUUUGGAACUUCUCGUACCCUAAUGCGCCUGGUGGGAUUGAUAAUCCAAUGAUGAAUCCGUUUGGUCCAGAAGCACCAAGCUUGGCUGGACUUGGGUGUUCAAAGUUGUUUGUUAGUGUUUCUGAGAAGGAUACUCUGAGAUAUAGAGGUGUUCAUUACUAUGAGGCAGUGAAGAAAAGUGGUUGGAAAGGUGAAGCAGAGUUGGUUGAAGUGGUCGGAGAAGAACAUGCGUUUCAUAUUUUGAAGUUUGAGACUCCGAAAGCUCAGGACCUGACUAGAAAAGUGGCUGAGUUUCUCCUCGAGUAGAAACUAGUCUCCCCAAAUUCUAAAUGAGUUUUAUGCUUUGCAGUGUGCUUCUCUUCCUUGCAGGGUUUAUACCUAUAAACCUCUAGCUUUGUGGUUGUAAUGUCCUUGUCCUACUAUAUAUGGUGUAGUAUUGACUUGUUGGUAUUAAUGGACGGUCUAACGGUUCCUGAU
Messenger RNA from Fragaria vesca subsp. vesca, 2124 nucleotides. RefSeq lists its product as uncharacterized. The record is from RefSeq and is a predicted model, not a curated record. Gene Ontology annotation, molecular function: hydrolase activity. The coding region runs from base 1 to 1953 and encodes 650 amino acids. Lineage: Eukaryota; Viridiplantae; Streptophyta; Magnoliopsida; Rosales; Rosaceae. The transcript has a single exon.